CGAGUGCCGAAGAGUGCCCUCUUCUAAUGUACGAAAGCGCAAGUCGGCUCGAGACGGCUUUUUUCAGUUCCUGUCAAGAAGGUCGCAGGACUCGGAGCAGUCGCAGGUGGACGACGAGGCUUCGCCCCCCUCGUCUUCUCCAGCGAAUACUGUGAAACAAGCGAAAGCGAAAGCGGUGCUUGCGCCCGAAAUCGGUCUACCCACUCUACGUUCGCAGCUGAACUCGGCAGAUGUAAAUGCUGAUCCUGCACCCGGUACGCGUGAUUUCCUCCGCUUCAAUAGUGGAUCUGGUAUGUGUAACAGGCUGUUGGUGUUGCUGUGGCCCACAAAUGGCAAUGGCCGGCAGAUGGUAGUGGGCAGUGGCGCCCAGACGGCACUGGGAAGCGGUCCCGGGGGAGUGGCAAGGAACGAGCGCCACGACGUAGAGCACGAAUUUUGCUUUGCUACGCAUCGGCACCCUACCCUGGCCCGCUUGGAACCACGGGAGUACACAGAGCCGGUAGUAGGACGGCUGGGCCUCCGCGUGGGAUCGGCAUUCUAGGACGAGGACGGCAACAACUACAACACACAAAGAACCUGUCUAUGCGAGCAGUCGCAUUGAAGACCCUGACUUCAUUGCAAUGGAGCAUUUUUUUGGCUUAGCACUGUGGGGGAAGACAACGUUCGACGAGAGGGAGAUGAGCGUGGAAUUGUAUCCGGGAAGCCCCAACCCCGGCGUCAUCCGCGUCCGCGUAUGCAACCAGCAAAGGAACCGCCGAUUGGACACGAAGACGAACCAUAUUCAAGCCUGCCGGUGCCUGUAUUCAAGCCUGUUCUUGGAAACCAGAGCGGCCGGCCCUUAUCGUGGUGUAGUGCGUGUCGCUGCGAAUGUGAUUAGUUAAUCGCACACAAAGUAAGUAGUGCCUAGCCUUUCACCCUCAAAAUUUUUGCAAUAAAGACCUUGGGUCUACACUUGCUGCGACUCGCGCCCUGCUGCGCGUGCGAUCCUUUUCUUCUUGGAUAGAUCUUUUCUACGCAACCAAUGACAAGCAACCCAUGCUGACAAGAGAUAUUUUCACUGAAGGUUUGUAAAAUGUGUGCAGUCUUCGUGGGUCACUACAUGAAUGCCCUGCGCAAGGAGCUUGCCAACAACGGCACCAGAUGGAUAGGCGAGUAUUGUAGUAGUAGUAUCUAUUCAGAAGUAGUGUAGUCUAUUCAGAAGUAGUGUAGUCUUCUUGCAAAAUGAAAACGAUGUGAU
Molecule: messenger RNA, 1237 nt
Organism: Amoebophrya sp. A25
Lineage: Eukaryota; Dinophyceae; Syndiniales; Amoebophryaceae
Source: the annotation of a GenBank genome assembly